Panicum virgatum (switchgrass) is the source of this 824-nucleotide messenger RNA. RefSeq lists its product as uncharacterized. The record is from RefSeq and is a predicted model, not a curated record. The coding region runs from base 324 to 599 and encodes 91 amino acids. The transcript has a single exon. NCBI's taxonomy places the organism in Eukaryota, Viridiplantae, Streptophyta, Magnoliopsida, Poales, Poaceae.
UCCAGACAUAUCCCGCUCCCGCGGCACGCGAGUCCUCCCAUUUUUUUUCUCAUUCCACGCGUGGUGCAGGGGCGGCAGCGAUGGAUGCUUCCUUUCCGUCUCCGGAUUAACAAAACCUUCUGGUUGUUGAUCGAUUCGGCGUCGGCAGAGCGAAGCGUGCCCGUGCUCCUACUAUAAAAGCCCCCCCGGCCGGCUCUUCUUGCCUCGACCGCAAGAAAUCAGCGCGCGGUUUCUCCGAUUCUUUCUCCGAUUCUUUGAUUCUUCCUCGAGGGGGAUCGCCGUCGUCCUUGUCGCCGGUCAGGUCGGAGGCGGAGCCAUUAGCCAUGCAGCGCAGCAACUCGUUCGGCACGUCGUGGGCGGACCAGUGGGACUACGGCGGCGACCCGAGCCCCCGCGCGCGCGGGCGGCAGGACGGCGGCAGCGGCGGCAAGAAGCAGGGCGGGGUGGAGAAGACCAAGGCGGCCGCGGCGACGGGGCUGCGGAAGGUGAAGGAGGGCACGGCCAGCGGGUUCCAGUGGAUCAAGGACAAGUGCCAGAAGAAGAGCGGCGGCGGCAAGAAGCAGGGCGCCCAUGAGGGCUCCGGCAUCGCCGGGUACUAGUAGAUGGCUAGGCUCUGCUUCUGCUUCGGAUGGGAGCCUGCCUGGUUUGGUUAGGCGAUUUCUGUUCGUCCGUUGGUUGUGUAGUACUUGUGUCUCAUGUGCAUACAGUUUUGCUUUUGGAUGAUGCUAGUGUCAUUGGACACCUUCAUUCGUGUAGAUGGAUGUUUGGAUCUCUGAUAUUGAUGAUUUGUUCAUUGUUUUGAAAUCUACUGCUCUCUUUUCCCG